CUCCUUCCAUUUAUACUCUCAGACACAACAGAUCAAAAGGCAAAACACACACAACAUAAUGCUUCUCUACUUUAUCAUCUCGUGUCUCUCUUUCUUUUUCUUGUCCAAAUCAUUCUCUCUUCCUCCACGGGCAUCUGAAACCAAAACCUUGCUCUCUUUCUACUUCUCCAAAAGCCUCUUCACCAAAACUCUGCAUCCAACCACAUCUGAUCCCGCCUCUCCCGUGGACCACCAAAUGUCAGUCCUUGACCUCCCUGACCUGGCUCUGGAUCGCAUCCUCGAGCUUCUUCCACCUUCUGGACUCUCUAGUAUGGCCAGGGUUUGUAGCUCCCUGAGGGAGAGAUGUGUGAGUGAUCAUCUCUGGGAGAAACACUUGAUCACCAAAUGGGGAAAAGUCCUUGGCCCUGCUGCUCAUAGAGAGUGGAAAUGCUCUCUCUCUUCCUCGUAUCAUCUUGAUUCUCCUAGUCACCAGAUUGGUGGCCAUCCUCUUGGCUUUGACAAAAUCAUCUCUUUGAUCCGAUCUGUUUCUUCUGUUUUCCUAAAUGAUGAUGAUAAUAAGAGGAAGAGAUAUGCUGCGUCUUCUCUGCCACUUGAUUCCACCAUGAGCUUCUACCUCUCCCUUGAAACUGGUCGUUUUUGGUUCCCUGCUCAAGUUUACAACCGUGAGAAUGGGCAUGUAGGGUUCAUGUUGUCAUGCUAUGAUGCUGAGCUCAGCUAUGAUACUCUCACUGAUACUUUUCAGGCCAGGUAUCCACCACAUGGUAGAAGAGCAGUUGCGGUUGAAAAGGGUGUGACAUGGGAGAGGCUAAGAGCAGCUCCCAUUGAUGCGUCUCCUCAUCAUCUUCAUGUGUCAGAUUCUCUAAACGAGUUGAAACCUGGAGAUCACAUCGAGAUUCAGUGGAGAAGAAACAAAGAGUUCCCUUAUGGAUGGUGGUAUGGUAUCGUUGGCCACUUAGAAUCCUGUGAUGGGAAUCUCAACCAUUGUCACUGCCAUCUUAAUGAGAUGGUGGUGUUGGAAUUCAACCAGUACACAGUGGGAUCGAGGUGGAGAAGAACAAUGAUAAACAAGAGAGAUCAUAGAGAGGAAGGUAACGAGGAAGAGGGGUUCUAUGGAGGAAUCAGAAAGCUAAGUUGUAAAGAAGAGAUUGCUAUGUGGACACGUCUCUGGCCAUCCUCCAUCUUAGAGUAGGAUCAAGAGAUUCAAACACAACCAUUGUACUAAAGGGUAGUAGGGAUGUUAAUUUUAGAUGUGUACUCACUCUUCUAUCCAAUGUAUGAUUUAACUGUUGAUUAUUUAUUCGAAAUUGUCGAAAAUAUACAUGAAACUACUGUUCACAUCA
Molecule: messenger RNA, 1340 nt
Organism: Brassica rapa (field mustard)
Lineage: Eukaryota; Viridiplantae; Streptophyta; Magnoliopsida; Brassicales; Brassicaceae
Product: F-box protein At2g32560
Molecular function (GO): protein binding
Source: RefSeq, a predicted model, not a curated record